This is a messenger RNA of Heterobasidion irregulare TC 32-1, 1744 nucleotides long. RefSeq names its product glycosyltransferase family 4 protein. NCBI's taxonomy places the organism in Eukaryota, Fungi, Basidiomycota, Agaricomycetes, Russulales, Bondarzewiaceae. The transcript has 9 exons. Gene Ontology annotation, biological process: protein N-linked glycosylation. The record is from RefSeq and is a predicted model, not a curated record. Gene Ontology annotation, cellular component: endoplasmic reticulum membrane. Gene Ontology annotation, molecular function: GDP-Man:Man(3)GlcNAc(2)-PP-Dol alpha-1,2-mannosyltransferase activity. Bases 58 to 1599 code for a protein of 513 amino acids.
ACAGGAACGAGAAUAUCGUCUAAGAUCAGCUCAUAAAACCAUAAAGCACCAGGGACGAUGGUCGUCAUCGCCGCCGUGAUCAUCGUCGCCGCACUUAUCUUCUACAUCCGGCAACUGCGCGUCACCAAUGCGCAACGGCGAACGAGCGUACUGCGAUCUCUGGGUGUGCAGGAGCCGCACAAGAAAAAGCUCGUAGGGUUCUUUCAUCCGUAUUGUAAUGCUGGUGGCGGCGGCGAGCGCGUCCUGUGGACCGCCGUCGCGUUCCUGCAGCGCACGGAGCCGGACGUCGUGAGCGUCGUGUACAGCGGCGACGUGGACGCGACCAAGGAGCAGAUCCUGGCAAAAGUGGAGGCGCGGUUUGCGAUCUCGCUGGCGCCGGGCACGCUCGAGUUCGUGUUCCUCGACUCGCGCCGGUACGUCGAGGAUUCUGCUUGGCCGCGGUUUACGCUGCUAGGGCAGAGCGUAGGGUCUAUGUACCUCGCGUGGGAGGCCAUGUCGAAACUCAUCCCCGACCUCUACAUCGACACGAUGGGCUACGCAUUUACCUUCCACGUCGUUGCGUGGCUGACGGGCGUCCCCAUCGGCGCAUACGUGCACUACCCCACCAUCAGCACCGACAUGUUAGCCCGCGUCCAGUCCCGCAAGAAAUGGCACACAAACUCGGACUCCAUCUCUUCCUCGCCCAUUCUGAGCCGCGGAAAGCUUUUGUACUACCGCUUGUUCAUGUACCACUACGCUCAGGCACUCCGGCGCGCGUCGUUCUUGAUGGUCAACUCUUCGUGGACGAAGAACCACGUCGACUCGAUCAUCGACUACUCGGAUCCGAUCCUCGACGCGAUUCAUUUGCCGAUCGCGACGGUGGCAGCGCUAUUGUCCUUUGCGAUCCAUCCUCUCUUACCGCGCGUGUCGUUGAACGACGCGCUGCGAACGACACCGAGGCAGUCGACGAUCGUGUAUCCGCCAUGCGACACGCGCGAGAUGUCAACGUUUGCGCUCGAGGGGCGCGAGCGCAUCGUGCUCAGCAUCUCCCAGUUCCGGCCAGAGAAAGACCACCAAGCGCAGCUGCGCGCGCUGGCGCAUCUCCUGCGCGAGCACCCGGAAUACAAAUCGUCCUCAGAGGACCGCGUGCGCCUCGUGCUCAUUGGCGGCAGCCGCAACGCAGACGACGCUGCGCGAGUCGAGAGCCUCCGCGCGCUCGCGAAGGAGCUCGGUGUCGAGGACCACGUCGAGUUCGCCGUCAACGCGCCGUAUUCUGACAUGCUCUCGUAUCUUGCGCGCGCCAGCGUGGGCCUGCACACGAUGGUGGACGAGCACUUUGGGAUCAGCGUCGUCGAGUUCAUGGCGGCGGGCCUCAUCCCCGUGGCGCACGCAUCGGGCGGCCCUCUGCACGACAUCGUCGUCCCCGUCGACGGGCAAAUCACAGGCUAUCACGCCACGACGCCGGAGGCUUUCGCGACGGGCAUACACGCGGCGCUGACUCUGCCCGUGGACGAAGAGCUGGCGCUCCGGCGGCGCGCCAGGGAAUGGGCGGUUGGCCGCUUUUCGGAGCGCGAGUUCGAGAAGGGCUGGCAGGGGUGCGGGUGGAGGACGUGGCUGUGAGCCGUUACGCGUUACGCGUGAUCGCUGGGUAUGGACUCCGGACUUUUUUUUUCCACCUCUAUUUUGCUUGCCGCCCUGCAGAACGAGAGAUAAUUUAUUCGCUUAUCGAUUCGAUCGUGGAAAAGGGAUGGCGUUUCGACUCGCG